AUUUUCAAAAUACCAAAAAUAAAAACUAGAAAAUUGGAAAUUUUGUGUCACAAAACACAAAAUAUACGCAAACAGUAUUAAGUAUUAGAAGUCUACUAAAAAAUCUCCCUCUCCUAAAAACAAAAACACCAAAAUGAUCUUCAACAAAUACAUCGAAAAACUCUCCAACUCCUUUGGCGGCACCUCCACCGCCAAGCAGCCACAAUCGAAACCUAAUCUACACAUCAAUGAUUACAACAACACACGCAACAUCGAAUACGAAAAGGCCAUGGCAGCCUCUUACAUUAAUGGUGGCCACUAUCAUCAUUAUGAGAAGCAACAUGUUGCGUCCAAAAAGAAGAAACCGAAUAAAAGUCAACAACAGCAACACCAACACCAUCGUGAUUUUCUAAGCAACGAUGAAUUGGCCACGAUAAAUAAUAGCAAGAGCAACAGCAGCAGCUGCAAUAGCAGCAAAAGCGGCAGCAGUGGCAGCAACUCUCAUCAUCAAAACAAGAGCAAUGAAAAUAAAAGUCAUGGUCACAGUGGUAAUUACUUAAAGGUGCCUGAAUCUUCGUGCAUGCGCCUCAACGCCAAAGAUAUACCCGCCUUACGCAUAACCACCACAGAUUUGCAGAUUGAUUUGCAAACGCGUGAAGUGGAUGCUGGCGAUUUGAUGCCUUCAGCGUUGCAUUACUAUGAGGGCGACAUCUAUCGCACGCCACUCUCAUCGCUGAAUCCUUCUCCCGCCUCGUCGUAUACAACUUCGCUGUCAACCGAGUCGUUGGCUGGCGCCUGCAGCCCGUGCUCGUCGAUGUCGGCUGCUUCGACGCCUACCUCGCUGUCGACAUCGCCACCGCGGUUUCACAGCCGUCCGCCAUCGCUGCGUUUGUCGAAGGAGCUGGCAGGGAUAUACUGCAAAAUGUUGCACUUUCCAUGGUUUCAUGGCAAUCUUUCGGGCAAGGAAGCUGAAAAAUUGAUACUAGAACGUGGAAAGAAUGGUUCAUUUCUGGUGCGUGAAUCUCAAAGUAAACCUGGUGAUUUUGUGCUUUCAGUGCGGACAGAUGAUAAAGUGACGCACGUCAUGAUCCGAUGGCGGCAGGACAAAAAAUACGACGUUGGCGGUGGUGAACCCUUCGACACGUUGUCCGAACUCAUCGAACACUACAAACGCAAUCCGAUGGUGGAGACAUACGGUACAGUGGUGCAUUUGCGUCAGCCAUUCAAUGCGACGCGCAUCACAGCCGGCGGCAUCAACGAACGAGUUAAUCAAUUGGCCAAGGGCGGCUUCUGGGAGGAAUUCGAAUCGCUGCAGCAAGACAAUCGCAAUAUGUUUUGUCGCAUUGAAGGCUACAAGCCGGAGAAUCGCAGCAAAAAUCGCUAUCGCAAUAUACUGCCCUAUGAUCAUACCCGCGUUAAACUAUUGGAUGUGGACAAGAGUGUGCCCGGCGCUGAAUAUAUAAAUGCGAAUUAUAUUCGCCUACCCACCGAUGGCGAUUUGAAUAGCAUGAGCUCAUCGUCGGAGAGUUUGAAUGCCACUGGCAUGGUGGCCUCUUGUCCAGCUUGCAGCGCUGCUCAAAUACAAAAGAAUUGUACCAACUGUCAGAAGCUGAACAAGACAUGUGUGCAGUGUGCUGUCAAAACCUCUGUGCUGCCGUUGAGCAAUUGUAUAACGUGUAAUAAAAAAUCGGAUACGAUUAAUAAGCAUAAGCGCAGCGAUUCAUCGGCCUCAACGGCGACCGCUUACAGCACUGCUAGUUGCAGUUCACGUGCGGCUUCCAGUGCGGGUGGUUUAUUGAAGAAGUGCAACAAUGAGUUGGCAGAGCGUGAUAUGUUCAAGGUGUACAUUGCGACGCAGGGUUGUUUACAGACCACGAUUGUCGAUUUCUGGAACAUGAUCUGGCAGGAGAAUACGCGCGUGAUUGUGAUGACAACCAAAGAGAUUGAGAGAAACCGCAGUAAAUGUGCCAAAUACUGGCCGGAUGAGGGCCAAUGCCGACAAUUUGGACCAGCGAAAAUACAAUGUCUCACAGAAAACAAAACUAAUGAUUAUACGCUGCGUGAGUUUCUAUUCUCUUGGCGUGAUAAGCCCGAUCGUCGUAUCUAUCACUAUCACUUUCAAGUGUGGCCCGAUCAUGGUGUGCCCACGGAUCCCGGUUGUGUGCUGAAUUUCCUGCAAGACGUGAACUCCAGGCAAAGUCAGCUAACGAUGACGGGCGAGAAUCCGGGUCCAAUUUGUGUGCAUUGUUCAGCGGGCAUUGGUCGCACGGGCACUUUCAUUGUGAUUGACAUGAUUCUUGAUCAAAUCGAUAGAUAUGGUUUGGGCACCGAAAUCGAUAUACAGCGCACAAUACAAAUGUUACGCUCCCAACGUUCUGGUUUAGUACAAACUGAAGCACAAUAUAAAUUUGUUUAUUAUGCUGUGCAGCACUACAUACAAACGCUAAUACAGCGCAAACGUGCCGAAGAGCAAAGCUUACAAGUCGGACGUGAAUAUACAAAUAUAAAGUACACAGGCGAAAGCAGCAGUGACACACAAAGAUCUCCGCUACCAUCAGCAAUUUCUAGCGUAAGUUUAGCAAGUAAAAACCAAUCAGUGGCCAGCAGCAGCAUCAGCAUUAACAGCAAUGCGACCAACAACGCCGCCGAGAGUAUGAAUCACUAUGCCAGCAUUGGCUCCACAAACGCCAACAAACCGACGCAGCUGUAUGGCACAGUGACAGCAGCCCCACCACCGUUAGCUGCGAAAAGCAAACAAGCGCCGCUGCCACCAAUGCCGGCCAGUGUGCUCGGCGCAAUGGCAUUAGCAUCGAAAGCGGGUGAUAGCAGUAUGCAGCAGCAACAACAAAGCGCUAUGCAACCGCAGCAGCAGCCAACGGCCGCUAUGCCAAUCACGCCGAAUGCGAGCGGCGGCGGCAGUGCUGCUGCGGCAGCCAACGAAAACAUUCCCAAAGACAUGAGCAUGCGCACAGGCAGCGCUCAACAGCAGCAACAACAACAGCAUCGGCAACAGUCAGCGCCGCCGACACCGCCGCGCUCUAGCUAUACAUGACAGUUAAGGUUUUAAAAACAGCGAAGCGACAAAACCUAAUGUCUUUGUUAGAAAUUCUUCUGCUUCCACUCCUCCUUCUUUCACUAUGCCAGAACGGGCACUAUGAAGGUGACUUCAAAUCCUGCCGUUCGCUUAAAAGUACGCGUCGCGCUUUAGGAAAAACAACGAACUCUAAAAAAGUAUAAAAAAGACGUGUUGUAGUGGCAACUCCACGAAUUUACAAAAACAAAAAAAUAUCCCACACCUUUGCCGAUUUUCACUCGAAUUAUGCUUUAUAUUUCAAAUAUGCGCUGAAAAGCGCUGAAAACUGUUUUUUAUAUAAACUGUUAUUCGUAGCUUUUUUAAUUGUUCUAUUGAUCCUUUAAGGACUUUUUAAUAUUACUGCUUCGUUAAAUUUUUUUGCUUUUUGGCAUACAUUUUAUUUUAUUUUCGUUUUAGUUUACAUUGUUUUAUUAAUUUUUGAAAAUUUUCACAGCGUUGCUUGUUAACAAUCUGCCAAGCGCCGCUUGCUGUUCGUUAAUUUCGUAGCUUUUUCCAUAAUAUUUUCUGCAGUUAAUUUUUUUUAAUUGUUACCCCAACCCAAUUACAUUUCCCACUACCACCACGCCCACUUUAUGCCCACUUCUUUGCUCGUUUCCGUUUUUUAAGCGAAAAAACCGUAAUAAUAAUUGUUAUUGUUGUUAUUGUACUAGCGUAGUUUGUUGCUGCUGUGGCUGUUGCUGUUUUUUAUAUUUUUGUUGUAGUUGUAGUUGUGUAGCAGCAUCGCUGCUUAGUAGCGUAGCGUUAAAGCAAACGUAAAAUUAUAAUUAAAAAACAAAAAAAGAAUAAUAAUUUAUAAAAAUAUGAUAAAGCGUUGAUUGUGAUCUGUAUUGAUGCAUUAAAAAGUAAAAAAUAUAAAAGUUAAAAGGUAAAAAAUGGAAAGCCAUUUAACAGUUAUGCUUAGCAAGAAAUGCGUCACCAAAAAUCAAAAAUAUAAAUAUUAAAUUGAAAAAAAAAAGAAAAUUGGCAACAUUAAGCAAAAAAAUAUUUUAAAUAUUGCUAGAGUGCAUAAAAAAAUUGAAGAAAUUAGCGUUGAGUUCGAAGGCUUUGUAGAAACAUCAAAAUAAUUUGCAAAGCAAAAUAAAAAAAA
Molecule: messenger RNA, 4160 nt
Organism: Bactrocera tryoni
Lineage: Eukaryota; Metazoa; Arthropoda; Insecta; Diptera; Tephritidae
Gene: csw
Product: tyrosine-protein phosphatase corkscrew
Exons: 10
Coding region: 134-3031 (965 amino acids)
Biological process (GO): protein dephosphorylation
Molecular function (GO): protein tyrosine phosphatase activity
Source: RefSeq, a predicted model, not a curated record